AUGGGCCUCAUCCCGCUCAUACGAAGUGCAAUGUACGGCGGCACAGAUUCACCCUUUUCUCCAGGUGGAAGUAGCCAUUCCCCGAUACGGAUGCACGUCUAUGGACCACCUGGGAUCCGCAAAUUUGUCCGUUUCAAUCUUCAGAUUACCGAAGUGGGUCUCUUUGGCAAAUUCGCCGUGCACGAACUCUUGCAAAUGGACGAAGCGCCGUCCACCGGGUGCAAAAAUGAGGAUAUGCACGAAAACGAAGUUGCUGGACAGGAUCUCAUCGCGGGUGAGGAUGGCCUUUGGAGGAAUAUUUUGGAGGCUGGCGAAUGGUCCGUUGACGCUGGUCCAGUCACGCAUCGUACGCGUUCUCUGGGCUAUGUCUUCCGCGAACGAGGCUCAUCAAGCAUCGGCGGCGCAGCGUACAUUGCUGCCAUUGAUGCCAACGACGCUCAGCUACGCGCCAAUGGACACCGUAACCCACGCUCUCUCCUCUCUGUUCUCCUCAAAAAGCGCCAGCCAGUCUCGUUACCUGACGGCACCGUACUCGAGCCACCACCGCUCGAUAUACCUGGACGCAAGAUCGUUAUCCUGGGCGAUACCAGCAACUCGGACAAGAUGAUUCCAAUAGCCAUGGAUGCAAGCGCGUUGGUGCAUGAAUGUACGAACGCGUAUAUACCGAGGAACGUGGCCAAUAAUGUAAGAGGGAUGAAUGGUCGUGGCACAGAGGAGAUUGUAAAGGCCAAAGCCAUCUCAAGGGGCCAUUCAACAGCUAACAUGGCAGGCGAAUUCGCAAAGAAGAUUCGUGCCAGGAGGCUGUACAUGAAUCACUUUAGCACACGAUUCAGCCCUGGUGGUCAAUCACCGCAUCCGGGUAUUGGGCGAGGCAAACCCAGCUCAGCGCAAAAGGAGGCUGCACUUGUCAUGGCGGAGAUUGAAAGGCAAGCAAGUGAGGCUUGGGGACUCGGAAACGCCGUCGCAGCAAAAGACCUACAAAUAGUUGAUAUACAGCACCACGAGGUAGUUCUUCCCACACCACCAUCUACCUCAUUUCCGAUAGAACAGAAGGUGUCGACAUCCACGCAAGCUAUAAUUCUAGAUGGGGGAGGGGAGGAAGCCUGGGAACGUCGAAUCGAAGAGGAGGUCAAAGCGGAGCUGUAA
Messenger RNA from Serendipita indica DSM 11827, 1146 nucleotides. NCBI's taxonomy places the organism in Eukaryota, Fungi, Basidiomycota, Agaricomycetes, Sebacinales, Serendipitaceae. The record is from the annotation of a GenBank genome assembly.